AUGUCAAGGCUGGACUACGGAGUCUUGAACACUUGCGAUCCAUCAGUGCGAACGACUGCCCACAUCCCAGGCGACGUUCAUCCUCAGCUUCUGCCCGAUCGAUAUUGUCCCCCAGACAGCAUCUCGGAGGACAGUAGUGACGACUCUAGCAGUGGCGAGGCCGAAGACUCACAUAGCGAAGGCGUUAAUGGGCGAAGAAUACCACUCAAGAGUCAACCUAAUAUCAGAGCUAUGGGAGUAGCACCAACACCAAAUCAACCCAAAAACUAG
Messenger RNA from Marasmius oreades (fairy-ring Marasmius), 270 nucleotides. RefSeq lists its product as uncharacterized. Bases 1 to 270 code for a protein of 89 amino acids. The transcript has 2 exons. The record is from RefSeq and is a predicted model, not a curated record. Lineage: Eukaryota; Fungi; Basidiomycota; Agaricomycetes; Agaricales; Marasmiaceae.